Messenger RNA from Spodoptera frugiperda (fall armyworm), 542 nucleotides. RefSeq lists its product as uncharacterized. The transcript is spliced from 4 exons. Lineage: Eukaryota; Metazoa; Arthropoda; Insecta; Lepidoptera; Noctuidae. The record is from RefSeq and is a predicted model, not a curated record. The coding region runs from base 24 to 500 and encodes 158 amino acids.
AUGGUCAUUUAUUAGUGGUCAAAAUGAAAGCGUGUAUUCUGUUGUGUGCGGUAUUUUGCUUGGGGGUGGCUAAAGCUGAUUGGACCAAUGUGACAGGCAUAGAUUGGGGCAAUGUGACACUCACUGAUUGGACCAAUGUGACUCUUUCGGACCUAGAGUCAGAUUGCAAACAUCAAGCGUAUUUGGGAACCUUGGAUUGUUCUGUGAAAAUCGGAAGCGGCACCGAGGACGUCGAAUGUCUAACAGACGUUAUCAUAAAUUAUGUGGAAUGCAAACACAACACAAAUGAAGAAGGGACAAUCGAAAACCGAUUUUCAGAUUUCGGUGCACCCAUUGAAAAGUCAACUACUGAGAUAGUAAAAUGCGUCUUAGACAACGUUUUGGACAUGAUGAAAUGUGUAGUAAACGACCAACUAACUGGAGAUAUGAAAUGGAAAUGGUCGGUACUAACAAAAUGUGUGUACAAGUAUUUACCGACAUUUUUGGCGUGCACUCUAUAGUUUAACAAAAGCCGCUGUCAAUAAAAUUUCACAGAAAAUAAA